This is a messenger RNA of Plasmopara halstedii, 1260 nucleotides long. Its product is annotated as glutaryl-mitochondrial-like. Gene Ontology annotation, biological process: fatty acid beta-oxidation using acyl-CoA dehydrogenase; fatty-acyl-CoA biosynthetic process. Gene Ontology annotation, molecular function: glutaryl-CoA dehydrogenase activity; flavin adenine dinucleotide binding; fatty-acyl-CoA binding. The coding region runs from base 1 to 1260 and encodes 419 amino acids. Lineage: Eukaryota; Oomycota; Peronosporomycetes; Peronosporales; Peronosporaceae. The record is from RefSeq and is a predicted model, not a curated record. The transcript is spliced from 9 exons.
AUGUCGGUCAAGUCGAUCUCUGUGUGUGCCAUCAAACACCACGCGCUCGGAGCUACACGCAGCGUGGCUGGAGGUCGCGCCGCUUUCAAUUGGCGUGAUCCACUCAUGCUAGCGGAACAGCUGACGGAUGAGGAGACCAUGAUCCAGAAAUCGGCCAACGACUACUGCCAAGGAAAAUUGCUACCGCGGAUUGUAGAAGCUAAUCGCAAGGGCAAAUUUGAUCGGUCAAUUAUGAAAGAAAUGGGCGACAUGGGCUUCUUAGGCCCUACCAUUCAGGGUUACGGUUGUGCCGGCGUUGGUUACGUUUCCUAUGGGCUCAUUGCGAAUGCGGUAGAACGUGUGGAUAGUGCGUAUCGUUCUGCAAUGAGUGUACAAUCAUCUCUAGUCAUGCAUCCUAUCAAUGCAUUUGGAUCGGAUGAGCAAAAGGAAAAGUACAUCCCGCGACUAGCUACUGGUGAGCUCAUUGGCUGCUUUGGUUUAACAGAACCGAAUCAUGGAUCGGAUCCUGGAUCGAUGGAGACACGUGCCAGAUUGAAGGGUGACAAGUACAUUCUUAACGGUUCUAAAAAUUGGAUCACCAAUGCUCCGAUUGCUGACGUCUUCCUCGUAUGGGCCAAAGAUGACGAAGGCGACAUUCGCGGAUUCAUUCUUGAAAAAGGUCUUCCAGGUCUGUCAGCCCCUUACAUUGAAGGCAAAGCGACAUUGAUGGCUUCUGCCACCGGAAUGAUUUUUCUGGAAGACGUUGAAGUUUCAAAGGAGAGCAUGCUACCAAAGGUGAUCGGUCUCAAGGGCCCUUUUUCGUGUUUGAAUAGUGCUCGUUAUGGUAUUUCCUGGGGUGCUCUCGGCGCAGCAUACGCAUGCAUGGAUGUUGCCCGUCAGUACACACUCGAUCGCAAACAAUUUGGCGCUCCAAUUGCAGCAAAUCAGCUUGUACAGAAAAAGCUUGCAGACAUGAGCACGGAAAUAGCGAUCGGACUUCAGGGAUGUUUACAAGUUGGUCGGCUUCUUGAUGAAGGCAAAGCGCCAGUAGAGCUAGUGUCAAUGGUCAAGCGCAACUCUUGCGGCAAGGCAAUUGAGAUUGCUCGCAAUGCACGUGAUAUGCUUGGCGGUAAUGGUGUCUCGGACGAAUACCACAUUAUUCGCCAUGUUGUCAACCUUGAAGCCGUAAACACGUACGAAGGCACGCACGAUGUGCAUGCCCUCAUCCUUGGUCGUGCCAUUACGGGUCUACCCGCUUUUGUGCCUCGUAUGGCUGCGUAA